AAAAAUAUUAUUGUUUAUGUGUUAACAAUUGAAAUUUUGUGUAGAAAGUAAUUUCAAAUGUAAUAUUAAAAAUGACAAUCAUUGUUAUUAAUUGUUGCUCAUGCUUCUAAUCACUUAUUGACACUAAUUGAUUUACAAACAUGUUAUUGAAAUGAAAUAAAAUAAAAAAUUCCUCAACAAUUGUGCAAUAAAAAAAAUGUUUAAUAAACAAGAAGAAAUAAUUACUCGAGCAUAAUGUACCUGCGUUCAUUAAAAAGGAAGCUGAUCUUCUUUUUAGGAUUUCUCAUAGGAUUUAUAAUUACACUCUACUUAGCUUCUAUUUUCAACAAUUGUAAUUACAAAGACUGCCAUGGUAAGUCAUGGAAAUUAAAAAAUAAAAACACAUAUGUAGCAAAUAAAAAAUUGACGAUGCGUGGUAUGAAAUCAUCACAUCAAAACAUCAAUUUACCAGAAGACAAUUUAAUUGAAGACCCUCAAAAAAUUAAGUACCAAAAAUGGCUGAGAGGAUAUAAUAUAACUCUAUCAAAAAUCAACUUGGACCAUCAAUACUACGGAUCAUUAUUUGAGCGUAAUUAUACAUCAUCUUCACUAGAGUCAGAUUGGUUAAAGUCAAAAGUAAACAUUGUAUGCGUAGUAUUUGUUGAAAAAAUAAAACUAGCCAAAGCGAUUUAUAAUACAUGGAGUAAAAAUUGCAACAAGGUGUAUUUUUUUUCCCACAAGGUCACCGAUAACGGCAGCGAUCCAUCGAUAGUAAAAUUAUCGGUAAAAAUUACGUCAUCAUGGCAACUACUUUGUGAAUCAUUGCACCACGUAUGGAAGUCUUCAAAUGACUCAUUGCAAUGGUUAAUUAUUAUCAAGGACGAUACUAUGAUAUUACUAGAAAAUUUAAGGUACUACGUCGCUCCACUGGACUUCAAUGAUGGCCAUUAUUUGGGACACCCGGUUGUUUUAUGGGGCCAAGCUUACAAUGUCGCCCAAGCUGGCUAUGUUUUGAGCAGAAGAGCUGUUGAAAAAAUAAUUAGUCACUUUAAUACUCAUGAAAAAUGCUUGGCGGGUGGUAAAUAUUGGAAACAAGAAGACUACUAUCUCGGCAAACAUUUAGCAGCUUUGAAUAUUCAACCUUCUGAUACCAGAGAUUAUAAACUAAGGGAUAUAUUUCAUGGCUAUCCAUUACAAACUCUUCUGUGGGGCUUGAAUAAAUUAGGAAAUUAUUUUACAAGAGCAGUAUAUCCUGGAGGAGACUGCUGCUCUCCAAGGUCGGUUACAUUCAGUGCUCCUGAUGCAGAACAAUUGUAUACUAUCAAUUACUACCUUUAUCACUUGUUUGUACACAAUAGAGGAGGUAUUUAUGGAAAUAAACCUGCUCCUACGCCAGUACCUGAACAAGAGGUUUGGAAAUUAGCAUUGAAAGACGAGUUUAACAUUACUUAUUUUGAUAAUAUUACUAAUGAAGUAUACUACAAAAUUUGGAGGUUUAAAUAUGUUGACCCAAUGAACUUGAAGCUUAUGAAUAAUAAGGAGUAUAUCAAUGGGUCGGAUAUUUUUGAAGCGCUUUGGAGUAAACAAGAAUCUGAAAGAGUUAAGCAUAAUUAAUUGAAUCAUUUAUUUUUACAGUAUUAAUAUUGUUAGAAGAAAAAUAUAGAUAUUAACAUAUAUAUAGAUGAUAAUUGUGUUUUGAUAUUUUUAAGAAUUUUUAAUGUCCAUUUAUCCGUCCGAUUAGUGAGUAUUUGUAGAAACAUUGAAAUUAAUAUAUUUUUUUUUGUUUUAAUAAAAUAGUUUAUUUUA
Molecule: messenger RNA, 1785 nt
Organism: Cotesia glomerata
Lineage: Eukaryota; Metazoa; Arthropoda; Insecta; Hymenoptera; Braconidae
Product: glycoprotein-N-acetylgalactosamine 3-beta-galactosyltransferase 1-like
Exons: 3
Coding region: 235-1593 (452 amino acids)
Molecular function (GO): N-acetylgalactosaminide beta-1,3-galactosyltransferase activity
Source: RefSeq, a predicted model, not a curated record